Messenger RNA from Anopheles cruzii, 3569 nucleotides. RefSeq names its product bone morphogenetic protein receptor type-2 (gene wit). Lineage: Eukaryota; Metazoa; Arthropoda; Insecta; Diptera; Culicidae. The coding region runs from base 56 to 2836 and encodes 926 amino acids. Gene Ontology annotation, cellular component: plasma membrane; signaling receptor complex. Gene Ontology annotation, molecular function: transforming growth factor beta receptor activity; ATP binding. The transcript is spliced from 6 exons. The record is from RefSeq and is a predicted model, not a curated record. Gene Ontology annotation, biological process: cellular response to growth factor stimulus; BMP signaling pathway; protein phosphorylation.
UUCCGACGAAGUGAAAAGGGCUAUAGUUAUCCGUGGCCGAGUUCACCAAACAUCGAUGGGAAAGCUAAUCAGCCUGGGCCUAGUACUGAUGUCGGUUUCACUAUUCGCAACAGGACAAGCUACACCGUUGAAGAACCGUUGCUAUCAGUACGGAACAACUUCUACAACCAAUACGCAACAGAAUGGACAGGAAAUAUCGGACGAUUACGACGAGAGCUACGAUGAUCAGCCGGAAGCAUCGGAUGAACCAGUGUUCGAUAAGGACGUUUCGACGGAGGUGGCCUGCUCGCGCAACGCGCCGUACUGCUACUCACUGUGGACAUUCGAUGAGACGAAGAACGUAACUCGCGUGGUCGCCCAAGGAUGUUGGGGAUCGUCGGACAACCACGAAUCGUGCAGCGACACCGAAUGCAUUAGUACGAUGGAAACACAGAACAAACUGUUCUUCUGUUGCUGCAGUGGAGACAUCUGUAAUGGAAACUUUAGCUACGCGCCACCACCAACAACACUGGGCGGCCUACGGGAGGUCGAUCCGGGUGGCAUCAGCCCGUACGCACCGGAAUCUUCCAUUUGGAUGGCACCGACAGUGUACAUUUGCUUCGCCCUCGUCGCCAUCUUCCUGCUGGGCAGCGUGGGUAUCUUCCGGUGCCGUCAGCGACCGAAGAAGGGUAUUGCCGAGCUCGAGCAAAUGGCCCCGUCGGGCCCGGGUUACAGCGCGAAUCUCUACAACGUCGACAAUCUCAAGCUGGUGUCGAUGAUCGGUCAGGGCAAAUACGGCACCGUCUGGAAGGGGAUCGUAAAUGAGCAGCCGGUUGCGGUUAAGAUUUUUGCCGGCCAACACCGGCAAUACUUUCUCAACGAGCGUGACAUCUACACGGUGGCCCUGAUGGAAUCUCCCUCGCUACUCACGUACUUUGGUUCCGACGAGCGACGCACGAUGGAUGAUCGCGUGGAGUUUCUGUUGGUUCUUUCACUGGCACCCCUUGGCUGCCUACAGGACUGGCUAGUUGACAAUCGGGUGCCGUUCGGUACGUUCUGCCGUAUGGGCAAAUCGAUCGCAAACGGGUUGGCUCACCUCCACACGGAAAUUCGAAAAGGCCACCUGACGAAGCCGUGCAUUUGCCACCGUGAUCUCAACACACGCAACAUUCUCGUCAAGGCGGACCUCACGUGUUGCAUCGGCGAUCUAGGGUUCGCGCUGAAAACGUACGGCGCGCGGUACGAGUACCGCGGUGAAAUAACAUUGGCCGAAACGAAGAGCAUCAAUGAGGUCGGUACGGUACGCUAUAUGGCGCCGGAAGUGCUCGAAGGUGCCGUCAAUCUGCGCGACUGUGAAUCGGCGCUGAAACAAAUAGACGUGUACACACUGGCUCUGGUACUGUGGGAAUUGGCGGCACGCUGCGAAGAUUUCUAUCUCCCCGGGACGCCCGUUCCAGAGUACCGGGCGCCGUACGAAGAAUACGUUGGGGCUCACCCGACGUUCGAGCAAAUGCAGGUGCUGGUGUCACGCAACAAAGCACGCCCAUCGUUUGCGCCACACUUCGAGACCAGCAUUGCUGCACGAAUUGUGCGCGACACGUGCGAAGAUUGCUGGGACCACGAUGCCGAGGCCCGUCUGACGGCGAUGUGCGUUCAGGAGCGUCUGCAAGAGGUAGCCCAGCUUAACCCGAAAGCACAAGUAUUGGUGAAGGAGCACUACGACGAUGAUGCUAUCAUUCCACCGCCGGGCACAGGGGUGAAGAAUGUCCUCUACCAUCAGCAUCUACAAGAAAACACCGGCGGAACGGGAGGAAUGGGUCAACAGCUGCAACGGUACAGUCCCGAUGGAACAACCACCUUCCUAACGCCACCGAAUCAACAAAUCCUGCCGCCAUUGGUGGCGGUUGGUGGCUAUCGGGAUGAUACGACCGGUUCGUACGGUAAGCUCAUCAACGGCAAUAGUAGCCACAGCACCAGUAGCACCAGCAGCACCAGCAGCCGUAGGUCUGCCGGUAAUCCAAACUCGGAUGAAGAUGACGAUCAGAAGGAGCACAAACAUAAAAAAGACUUGCACAUUACAUCUGACCCGACGAAGCGCAAUCUCGGGUUAAACACCGUGAAGGUGAUGCUGCAGAAAACAUUCCACAAACCCGCCCUACACCAGCAGCUAGCGUACGAGACGCAUGGGCGCGACGAUUCUAGCGACGAUCGUUCAAACUUGGUGGUAGUAGUCGAAGCCACCGAGGGCUCCAUUUCCGUACAACAGCAGUUCGACUCACGGGUUAUGCCGGCGGAGGACGAGUUCGGAAGCUUAAAGCGACGCCCAAACAACCUCGAUCUCGGUGGCAGCGGUCGGUACGAAAGCAACCUUUUGGUGCACGAUGCCACAACCGUUGACGGACAGUACGCUAAGUUACUCUCGGGGGCCGAGUUUGCCGAUCAUUCACUGUUGACGACGAUGCUUGUUGCGGGUGAUGGAGGAGAGGCCGGUGUUGCGCUGGGUGACAGUCUCACGGAGCAGAAGCUGCGGCUUGUUGUGAGCAAAUCGGCGAAUGCGAUGCACAACACCGCAACAACGGACCGGCACGGAGCACGACUGUUGGCAGCCAACGUCGCCGCUGCCGAGUCAAGCGAAGAUUCGCGUGCAUUAAAGCGCCAACGCUCACUUGAAGUGUUUCACGAGGUGUUCGCACCGAAAGGAAGCAUCGAGCGGCUGCGUAAUCCAAGUCAACGCGUUAAAACACCCGGCGAUGUGCCACCGUCGGUGCGGAAAAUCCGUGCAUCUAAAACACUGUCGUUGUAUGACGACCGUAUGAUGACAGUGGGACCGGGAAGCCGGCUCUCGAAUUCCGUAUAGCACGAGGAGGUGCUACUACUCGAGCUGUAAGCCGUAGCUGUAGUAUCACCCCCGGUUAGGGAGUGAGGACACAGUGUCCGCACGAAAAAAAAAACUAUAAUUCUCAGAGAGAAAUCUUAUUUGCUAUUUAUUCCACGAUCGUGAGGUGUGAUGGAUAACCAAAACAAGGAAAACGAAAGCAUCACACGAGAAAUCGACAAAACGAUUGCUAAAAACUAGUCUGAAUGGGGCAACCCUACUCUACGCACGGCAAGAGAUAAGCUUGAAAUGCAACGAACGUGGAUGCAAAGGUACAAGGAAUGGUACGCAAAAAUUUAGAUGCCGAUAAAAACAGGAUAUAUAGGAUGCAAAGCGAUCCUAUCUUAGGCAAGUGUUUACUAAGUGUCUCUAUUUAGGCGUGAGGAGGGUGUUUAGGAAUUAUCCUCCCACUUUUCUCAAUUGUAACUACUGCAACACAGCGCCAUGUGUGCCGCCUUAGCACAACUGUAAUGCAAAACCGUUCGGUAACACACGAUCGAAGACUCUCCUUCCCUUACGGACGGACGGGGUCAGUAUUGCGAGCGACCACUGCUGGUGUCCGCCAGCUGGGGGUGGCGAAGAAGAUUCUGGCUUUUUCUUUAAAAACCAAACCAAAAGUAAUGACGAAAUUAACCAAAACAAACCAUUGGCAGAUCUAUAGAUAUAAGCUGGUAAAGUUUAGCGAAAAGUAUUAUUAGACUUGCAUAAUAUAGUA